Juglans microcarpa x Juglans regia is the source of this 678-nucleotide messenger RNA. Its product is annotated as fasciclin-like arabinogalactan protein 11. The record is from RefSeq and is a predicted model, not a curated record. The transcript has a single exon. Lineage: Eukaryota; Viridiplantae; Streptophyta; Magnoliopsida; Fagales; Juglandaceae. The coding region runs from base 1 to 678 and encodes 225 amino acids.
AUGACCAAACAGGCCAUCUUCUUCCUCUCACUUCUACAUGUUUUUCUCUUCCACUGCACCAUUACUUGUGCCCAGUCUCCUGACAUCACUCAAAUUCUGGAUAAGUCCGGCGACUUCAAGGUCCUAAUCCGCCUCCUAAAGAACACCGGUGUUGCCGACCAACUCAAUGGGGAGCUCGCGAAAUCAAACACUGGUUAUACUUUUUUUGCUGCACCCGACAAGGCAUUCUCGGAGCUCAGAUCCGGCACCAUAAAUAAACUUAGUGACCUACAAAAGGUCCAAUUUUUGCAGUUCCAUAUCUUAGCCACCUAUGUUACUCUGACAAACUUCCAAACUCUGAGCAACCCUGUGCCGACCCAGGCCGGAGACACAAGCGCCGGACAGUUCCCGCUAAACGUUACCUCCUCGGAUAGGGAAGUGCAUCUCUCCACCGGUGUUGUCAAUGCCACAGUGGGGGCAACUCUGUAUUCUGAUAAUAAUCUGGCUGUUUAUCAAGUGGACAAAGUGCUUCUUCCUCUUGAUAUUUUUAGUGAUUAUAAACCUCCGGAACCCGUUGGGGAGAGUACUCCUCCUGUUGCUGCUACAGUAGAUCAGUCUGGUGCGGUGACUCUCGCCAUGCAUGCAAUGUUUGUACUCCUUGGAAUCGCUGUGAAUGUUGCAGCAGUACUGGGUUUGUGA